AUGGGAUCCCACUUCCGCCCACUUGUCCACGAAUCCCCAGCCAUUAAUUUCCACCGCCUCCUCCUCUCCUCCGCUUCAGGGUUACAGCAGCAGCCAUGGAGGAGGACUUCGAGCGCGCGGUGGAGGACGGCCUCAGGCUCUCCAAGCGGGUGCGCCACGGCCGAGGUCACCCUCGUCGCGCGCUGGUGGCUGCACUGCCUCACCCGCAGCCGCGACUGCGACUACCGCCUCGUCGUGCCCAUGGGCAAGGAGGUGACCCGAUUUGAACCCUCCCCCUCCCCUUUGCUAUUUCGCCGUCGAUUGGAAUUUGCUGUACCUGAUUUUGUUGCCGUCAGGCGCUGGAAUGAUUAUACGAUAAAGUUUGCGGUUAUCCUCUAG
Messenger RNA from Triticum turgidum subsp. durum (durum wheat), 378 nucleotides. The record is from the annotation of a GenBank genome assembly. Lineage: Eukaryota; Viridiplantae; Streptophyta; Magnoliopsida; Poales; Poaceae.